Hibiscus syriacus is the source of this 3419-nucleotide messenger RNA. Its product is annotated as protein GAMETE EXPRESSED 2-like. The transcript has 14 exons. Lineage: Eukaryota; Viridiplantae; Streptophyta; Magnoliopsida; Malvales; Malvaceae. The record is from RefSeq and is a predicted model, not a curated record. The coding region runs from base 1 to 3273 and encodes 1090 amino acids. Gene Ontology annotation, molecular function: actin filament binding. Gene Ontology annotation, biological process: actin cytoskeleton organization; pollen sperm cell differentiation.
AUGACGGCCAAAUUUCACUUAAUUUUAAUUUCAACCCUCACAUUAUUCUCAUCUUCUUCUGCAUUAGUACCACAAUUUGCAUUCAGUUGGUUGGAUGACAAGGAUGUAUUCAAAGCUGGUGAAACUGCAACUAUCAAAAUCAAAGUCCUGGGGAAUUUCGAUAGUAAAGCAAAUGCUUCACUCAAUAGAACUGCUUUCAAUCCCUUUAUUACAGUGAAUGGGAAGACAGGGAACAGUUCUUACAUAUCUGGUGUUUUUCUUGACAUCAAUGGCGAUCCUAGUACUUGGCAGAUUGUCUUUGUCCCAAUCCUUGCAGGUUUAUUCAAUGUCAUCAUCAAUGAUGACCCUUUCAAAGUUAUGGAUUCUUCUCUUCAUUUCACUGUUGAACCAGGUCCUGUGUACCCUUCUGUCAGUGUUGCUUCCUGGUUAGCAUUCUGGGAUGAAUUCGAAGCUGGUUCGACAGUUCCGAUUUUGAUUCUUCUGAAAGACGCAUUCGGAAAUAACAUAACUUCGACGGACAAAGAACCGAGUUCUUAUAACAUCUCGGUGACUGCUCUCCAUGAAAAUGGCUCGGUUUCGAGUUUAUUAAAUAUCACGUCCAUGGCUUGGAAUGAAUUUGGUUAUAUCAUAAUGGAGUUCAUGGUUGUUAUAGCAGGAAACUUCCUGUUGAAUAUCCAAGGAGCAAACCAGACCUUGAAUGGCUCUCCAUUACCAUUCAAGGUAAAUCCAGGACCUUUAGAUGUCUCCAAUUGUGCGGCCAAAUGGAGAUUUGAAUUCAAUGCAUGGCAAAUCUUUUCCAAGAUGGAAAUACUUGUAUACCAGCAAGAUCGAUACCGGAACCUUGUUCCGGGAUUGUAUGAAUUUGACGCAGAUGUUAUUGAGGAAGAUACGAAUUUGUCGAUUCCUGUAACGGAUUUGCAGUUCGAAGAAGUAGAACCCGGGGUUCAGCUGUUUUCUUUCAGCAUGUCGAAAGCAGGGAACUUCUUGCUUACCAUUUCUGAUAUGAAGCACAACAAAAGCAUUUCCUAUAUGCCAUUUGCUUAUACUGUCUUUGUAGGUUAUUGCGAUGGAGUAGAGAGUAUCGUCAAUGGGACUGGUUUAAAUACUUCUGUUUCUGGGGAAGUGGCACAGUUUUCGGUUUAUCUCCGCGACGCCUUCCAGUAUCCGUCCCCGGUGGAAGUAGAAAGACUUCAAGUAGAAAUUGAAAGGAAAAUCGAUUCCACAUCCGUCUUGCCUACUAUAUAUCCUACACAGAUCAGUAAUGGAGAAUUGCCCGACAUUGCUACAAGUGAAACCAAACUUGCUCCUGUUCCAUCCACGGGCCUAAACAACACUUCUCCUAGAAGCUUGACAGUUUGGGCUACUGCAUUCAAUGUCAUGUAUACUCCUCAGAAGAGUGGGAUCUAUAGAAUUUAUGUGUUUUGUGGAAAUAUUAUCCUAAAUGAUGGUAGUCCAUUCACAAAGGAAGUAAAACCAGGUACAAUUUUAAUAUCAGUCUCAGGAGUGGUGAAAUUUGCUCCCAAGGCACCCAAGCUGGUUCGAAAUGAAAUAGUAGUACAGUUGAUGGAUUUGUUUUCAAAUCCCGUUGUUUCUGAAACUUCGAAGCUAAGAAUAGUGCUUACUUCAGUUGAGAAGCCAGGUUUCUCGACCUGGAUGUUUGUGGAUAACAAUGAUGGUUCAUACAUAGGUCACUAUCUUGCCAUGGAAGUCGGCACUUACGAGAUGUGUGUAUUGUUCGAAGGAAACCAUUUCUCGCCCUGCCCUUUCGCGAUUAACGUGUACGGAAGUGAAUAUUUUCCUAAAGCAUAUGAUGAUAUAAUCUCCCUUUGGGAGGACGAGUCAAUCGCGUUCGAUGUGUUGGAAAAUGACUACUUUGCUGGUGCCAAUGCAAGCGUUGUCGAAUUCUCAAAACCAAUUCACGGUUCACUUCUGCAAUAUGGAAUGCUCUUUAGAUAUACACCUUAUAAAGACUAUUUUGGGAAUGAUUCUUUCCUAUAUACAAUAUCAAACAUCAAUGGUGACCUUGCUACUGCUACUGUCAAAAUAUCUGUACUCACCAUUCCACCUCAGUUUGUUUCUUUUCCAAGCCAAUUGCAGGCAACUGAAGAUCUCAUAAGUCCGAGAUUCGGUGGUUACAAUGGCUUCGAAUUGAAAUAUUCAGAUCCGACAGAGAAUAUCUCGGUCAUUCUCAGUGCCAUGUAUGGAACAAUAUUUCUAUCAACUAUGUCAAUGCAGUUUUGGCAGCCGAUUUGGAGUGAAUUUUCUGUGAAUAAAGGAGACGAGAAAGGAACCAAUCUGACCAUUGAAGGACGUUUAGAAGUGAUCAAUUUUUCCCUUCAGUCAAUUCAGUAUCUUGGGAAUGGGAAUUUUUCGGGGAACGACACCCUUCGAGUAUCGGCCAGGAACCGAAAUGGAGUUAAUGACUUGGAUGUUCAAGUAGUAGUGGAUCCCAUUAAUGAUCCUCCAUAUGUUAACGUUCCUGAAUUCAUUGUGUUGAAGAACACUAGGGAUGAAUCUUUGUUGUUCAACAAAGAAACAGAUCGGUUUCCGUUCUCCAUCGGUGAUCCGGAUGUUCUUAAUGUCACUGGGGGUGAGUCAGGCUUUGAACUGGCGUUUUCGAUGGAAGUUAGUGAUGGAUAUUUGCUAGCAACACUACCGGCUGCUCUUGUAGAUUCGACUGAACUGAAGUCGAAGAACAGUUAUCAAUGGCAACCUCUUCAAACAUAUGUUACCAUCUCGAAACAGUUCGUAGUCAGAGCUAUCGGAAUAAGAUUCCGAGCAUCGAUCAUCGAUUGCAACACAGUCAUGCAACACUUAUCCUACUACGGAGGAGGACAUGACGCUGCGGUUUUAACAGUGAAAGUAAACGAUUUAGGACGUUAUGGAUGUCACUCCGAUUGUAUCGAUAGGAUAACGAAGCCUUUGGUCGUGGAGGCUACCGUAAAUCUGAUCAAAGGGAAACCGAUGAGCUCAUCGACAAUUCGUACUCUGGAAUCGGUUAUAGUGAUUGAAUUCAUUUUGGUGUUUUCACUUGGAUUGAUGAUGGUGUUCUUCACUUGCAAAUGUGUAAUUCUUCUUGUGAACGAGAUAAGAAGACAAAGCCCCAGAAAUUCUGAGCCUAUCGAAGAAGCAGAACUUGCAGACAAAAACUACAUUCAAUUUAAGACAUGGAAUGAUGAUCCACAUGCAACUUGCCCUGGUCGUCGGGCAUCAUCUUUUGACAAUAAUCCCACAUUCACCGGUCCAAUCGAUUCUCAAAAUAGGUCCACGUAGGGAUGGACCGAGAAAUGCAAACGAGAAGGUGGAAAAAUUCAAAUUCUCACUUAAAUUUUAUUUGUAUUUUUUAUUGUUAAUUUAUUUACGUCUUUUGAAUUGUUCAAGUUAAUCCUCUAAGAUAAGAUAAAAUACUGUGUGUGUUU